AUGCUGCUCACCGUGUACUGUGUGCGGAGGGACCUCUCCGAGGUGACCUUUUCCCUCCAGGUCGACGCCGACUUCGAGCUGCACAACUUCCGCGCGCUGUGCGAGCUCGAGUCCGGCAUCCCCGCAGCCGAGAGCCAGGUUCUGUGUCAGGCAGUCUUACUAUGAAAGCUUUGAGGACGCAUGAGGAAACGCUGUAAAAUGGUAGUGGAGCAGGAGGACCUGGAAGGGACAGCUGUAGUGAUUCUCCAGUCCCAACUGCUUGCUUGACAAAUGGGGAAUGUGAAGCCUGGACCAGCUGAGUGACACGGCCACCGUCAGAGCCAGGACAGGACUCAGGCUCCUCAGUUUGCAUGUGGCCUGGUGCAAAGCAAAUCAUUAGGGAGAAAAACCUUUCAAAGCCUGAGUUUAUUCUGAAUGCCCCUCUGGAGUAUGUGAUAGCUCAGGAUUGUCUAUGCUGAAAGACCACUCACAGACAACCACAGAUCGCUGGCUUCCUACGGCUUGAAAGAUGGGGACGUUGUGAUUUUACGGCAGAAGGAGAACGCCGACCCUCGACCUCCAGUGCAGUUCCCAAACUUACCCCGAAUAGACUUCCGUAGUAUAGCCGUGCCUGGCACGUCAGGCUCCCGGCAGCGCCAGCCACCAGGAGCACAGCAGUCCCACUCAUCUCCUGGAGACAUAGCUUCAUCUCCUCAGGGCUUGGACAAUCCAGCCUUGCUCCGAGACAUGUUGCUGGCCAACCCCCAUGAGCUGUCCUUGCUGAAGGAACGCAAUCCGCCCCUGGCAGAUGCUCUGCUCAGUGGAGACCUUGAGAAAUUUUCUAGGGUCCUGGUGGAGCAGCAGCAGGACCGAGCCCGGAGAGAGCAAGAAAGGAUUCGUCUCUUUGCUGCCGACCCUUUUGAUCUUGAAGCUCAGGCAAAAAUAGAAGAAGAUAUAAGGCAACAGAACAUUGAGGAAAACAUGACAAUAGCUAUGGAAGAGGCUCCUGAAAGUUUUGGUCAAGUGGUGAUGCUUUAUAUUAACUGCAAAGUGAAUGGACAUCCUGUGAAAGCCUUUGUUGACUCAGGUGCCCAGAUGACUAUUAUGAGCCAAGCUUGUGCAGAAAGGUGUAAUAUAAUGAGGCUGGUGGACCGUCGGUGGGCAGGGAUCGCCAAAGGAGUGGGCACCCAGAAGAUUAUUGGAAGGGUACAUCUAGCUCAGGUUCAGAUUGAAGGAGAUUUCCUGGCGUGUUCUUUCUCUAUACUUGAGGAACAGCCCAUGGACAUGCUUCUGGGACUGGACAUGCUGAAGCGGCAUCAGUGUUCCAUUGACCUCAAGAAAAAUGUACUCGUGAUCGGCACCACAGGCUCUCAGACCACCUUCCUUCCCGAGGGAGAGUUACCAGAGUGUGCCCGAUUGGCAUACGGGGCUGGGCGAGAGGAUGUGCGGCCAGAGGAGAUCGCAGACCAAGAAUUAGCAGAAGCUCUUCAGAAAUCCGUAGAGGAUGCAGAGAAAAGCGGUAAAGAAACUACCUCACUGGGAAUGUCAUCAUUACCAACUUCAGAUGGAUUUAACCAUCCAGCCCAUCCUUCAGGACAGAGUCCUGAGAUUGGUAAUCCUAUGAGUCUUGCUCACUCUGUCUCUGCUUCAGUCUGCCCUAUCAAGCCCAGUGACCCCGACAGCAUCGAACCUAAAGCUGUGAAGGCUUUGAAGGCUUCAGCUGAAUUCCAGAUAACCUCUGAAAAGAAAGAACAUCUUCCUCUGCAGGAUCUUUCUGAUAGUGCUUCUUCAGCAGACAGUGCUCCAGCAGACCAGAGUCCAGCCAUACCUUUGCAGAAUUCCUCUGAAGAAGCCAUUGUUGCCGAUAAUACGGAGAAAUCUGCUGAAAGAAGCACCCAGGGCCUCAGAUCUCAUCUCCACACAAGACAGCAAGCUAGUGUAUCUGUCACAACUACUAGGGUGCAAGAACCACCGGGGUUUCUAGGUGAGAAGGGUUGGCAUCCAGAAAAUCAGAACCUGCAUCAGGUGAAUGGCCUUCGGCAGCACAAAGAACCAGGGAAUGAACAGCACGGGGUUGGACAACAGAACGCUCUAAAUGACCGAGAACAUCUCUGUAACGCAGAGGACUUUGAACUUCUUGGAGAAAGGCAACAGAAUCAACAAAGAAGUGUUGAUUUGGAAUCGACGAUGAAAGAAGACCGGCUACGACAGAAUGCGGACCCUCCAGGUACAGAGGAAAGUACUCUACCUUCAGGAUGGUUUGGCUGCUCAAAGUCAGAAACAUUUAUGGAAGUAGAUACAGUUGAAGAGUCCCUAGUUGCUAUGCUUAAUUCGGCAGAUGGUCAGCAUGCCGGUGUCAAGAACAUCCGUGCAUCUGCUCUCACCUUAGAUAAUCCCUUGAUGGAAGUAGAAACACCAAGAGGUAACCCUCCGUCUGAAAUUUUGAGUAAUUCAGUUUGCACUCAGGAUUUACAGCUCCCAGACAGCAAUGUUGAAAUGUCUGGAACAAGUAAAGAAGAUGGGGAUUGCUCCCCCUCCUUAAGUCUUUGUGGCAGUUCUCAGCCCUCUGUGGAGUCAGCAGAGGAAUCAUGCUCAUCUCUAACAGCAGCCUUGAAGGAACUCCAUGAACUUCUGGUCAUUAGUAGUAAACCAGCUUCAGAAAAUAGAUCUGGGGAAGUUAUCUGUCAGUCCGAAAUGGUAACUGAGGGCCAAACAGUUACUAAGGACCUUUCUGAAAGAUGGACCCAAAGUGAGCAUCUUACAGCUGCCCAGAAUGAAGAGCAUUCACAAGUCACCUUUCAUCAGACCAUAUCUGUAUCGGUGAGGGCAGAGAAGUUACCAGACACUUCAAAUGGUGCUGGAGUAGAUGCAGUAGAAAGUAGUACCGUAAGGGAUCCGGGUGAUGGCCUAGUAACGGAUAAGGAAAGUGUCCCCAAGCCUAGGGAAUCUGGAAAGGAGAGCAGCUCUGCCACUCUAGCCUCAGCUAAAACGUCUAAUCAGUCACACUGCACCUUAGGUGUAGACAUUCCAUGCAAACCCUUAGCCGGUGAGGAGGAUGCAGUCAGUCACACUUCUGAGCAAGCGAAGUCCUUGUCCAAUUUCAUACUGGUUCAAGAUUUGGGUCCGGGCACACAGAAGCCAGUGCCAGACAGGCCUGAGACCAGAGAAGAUGUCUGUCCUGAAGCUGCAGGACCACUUCUUGAGUUUGAACCACCUCCCAGCCAGCCAGCAUCAAGUCCCUCCAUUCUUCCACCAUUAAUUUUUCCCGCCGCAGACAUUGACCGCAUUCUCCGUGCUGGCUUCACUUUGCAGGAAGCUCUUGGGGCUUUGCAUCGAGUUGGUGGAAAUGCAGACCUUGCACUUCUUGUUUUGCUAGCAAAGAACAUUGUAGUUCCUACAUAACCAUGGAAAAGGGGGCUAGACCAUACUCCAUUCCCUUUAAAAAAGCUAUACACGCACACACACACACACACACACAUACACACUCACCACAUAUACAGUGUAUGUAGAAACCUGCAAGCAGAAUGUUGAGCCAGAUUUUUUUUAAGGAUUUUUUUCGGCCAAAGUAACUUAUCUCUUGUCUGAUGAAUUUGUCUAUUCUCUUUGUUAAAAUUUGGGCCUUUUUAAAUGUAUUGGCAGUAAUGUGCAUACAAAAGCUUUUUAUUAUCAUUAAGAUGAUGUAUUCUGGAAUAAAAUUGAUGGUUUCGUGUAUAGCAUACCAUUUUAGAAUGAGAGUGAAUGCUUUAAAAAGCAGAAGCCAUGAGAAAUCCCACCGCCCAUGCAGCUAAAAGCAAAUCAGCUUCCCAUUUUGGCUUUGUCUGUACUGUAGGCAAGGUAUGGCUUGUUGGUCAGUUGUCCAUUUACAAACUGGAUCACAUGGUUUGGUGUUUGGAAUUACACUUAGUGCUCUGUGUAUUGAUGAUUCAUCAGUUAACAACAGGAAAUUGAAGAGUAGUUGACUAAUAUCUCCUAGAGUGGUAUGUUUUUAUUUGUUUGGUUAGGAUUUGACCUUUUUAUGGGAUGAGGUGGGAGGGUUUAGAACUUGGGCUGCUUUGUGCAUCAUAGGCUGCUGCAUGGAUUGCCAAGUAUUUGGGGUGGGACACUGCGGGGGAGGGGCGGGGGAGUCAACAUCAGAGUGAAACAUGGUGCUACCCAGAUAGAAAAGGGAAGAGUCUGUAAUUCCAUUUGCAAUUAUCCUGGUGAUAUUUCAAGAACUAGGAGUGAAAAAUGGCCGAAACACUGGAAUUGAUUAGAGAGUGGGUUUGCUAGCAUCUUACUGAUCACACCUCAACCUUUAGUGAUUAAUGAGGAACUUAAAGAUCUGCUAACGGGUUGAUCGCCAGCAGUUUAUUUCCUUUAGAAGCUCAUCUACAGCUCAGGUUGAGCUGUGAUCUGAGUGAAAUAACCUUGUCACUGGUUCAUCUUGGUGCUUGGAAUGGUCAGUCUCUUUGUUGAGUGUCCUUUGUGGCACCGGAAAUAGUAACUGCAGUUUCUGACUCAAGUGGCCUUGGGUAGAGAUUUCCAUCCCUUUCUUUCCUCAGGAGUUUCUUUUUUAAAGCAAGAUGCAUCAUAUUUGUGUUUACCAUGUCAAGGUAGAGUGGGGCAUAGUAUAUAGAAGUAUUUAUUGUGGCCUUUUUUUAUAUGAGGACUAGCCCUUGGAAACCAUUGUCCUGUGGGCCCCACUGUGCAAUAAUCCUACUGGAUAGAUUUUAGGUAGUUUUUCCUGAAGAAUAAACUCUUACGUACCUAGCAGGAAUCCGAAAUCUUGGUUUUAUUGAAAAGAAUCUUGAGAAUAACUCCCGAUUCCAAGUUCUGGUUCACAAUGUGUUUGAAAUAGAUGUUUUGAAAGGGUGAUUCGUGAACUUAGUGUUAAAUGAUUUUGUCUAAAGUCUUACUCUCUUUGGAAGCUUAUUCUUUCCAUCAGAAUUCGAGUCAUUGAGCACAAUCAAAAUGGAGGCUCAUAUCUCAGGAGUUUUUGAAAUUUUAAUUUGGGGGCACUUAGAGACGUUUCUCUUCUACCCUAUUCCAUCUUUUCCUUUUGCUGUGAUAUUUGUCUGUGUGUUAUGAGACUUUAGUGAUGUGAUGGAAAGUCACAUAGAUUCAUCAUGAUCCUCUGAAGUUAGGAGAUGGUUGACAGAAGGAGUUGUGGUUUACUGUUUUCAAGAGGGCAUUCAGAACAGCGGGUCAGCCAGGUUGUCUUUAAGAUACUCUUUUAGACAAUCACAUGUUGCAGACCCUUUUGCCUGCCCCACACCAAAGAUGUAAGAUGCACUAGGAAACUGCAUAUAGGAUUUCUGUCAACCGACUCUUAGAGCUGUGAUUGUAAUUAAGUAGUUGGUGCUAUGAUUGAAGCAAAAUCUAGUAGCAAUGCAAUGGCCCCUGUAUUUGCUUUAUGGGUGGUAACUGGGAAUUUAUUCUAAGCUUAUAAAUCUUUGAGGUCGCGAAGUGGGGUUGGUAUGAGGUGGGGGAAGUUACCGAUGACAACAGACUCCUCCAAAAAGGCCUCUGCGUGAAGAUGGGCCUCAUCGGCUCUGUCUGGGUGGUGGCGUACUGCUCAGAGGCUUGGCCGCUCAGUUUUCACAGCGCAGAGAUUUGGGAAUCAAUCCCAGGUGGAAUAUAGGGUAUCAGCCCGCAAAAGGUUUUAUUAUAAUAGCUUUUUACUACAUAUGUGUAUUUAUUUUUAGGAGGAAAUUGAAUAGGCCUAUAGUUGUACAUGUAUUCUUGUUAGUAGUACUUUGAAUGAAUGAGCUGAACCCACUUGCCAGAUAUCCUUGUCCUUUUUCAUCAUUUAUUUUUCAGUGUAUAAUUGCUUCGAUUUUUAAAACCUUAUUUCCUGUUCCAUCAUUUGUAUGAAAGUGAAGUUGUUGACAUUGUUAGGAUUUUGAAUCAUUUUUAAAUUUUGCAGUUCUUAAAACACAAAGGGAAUUAAGGAACAUGACACUAGUGAACCUUCAUUGUCAGUUUUUUUGAAAGUGCAGAAAUUUGGGGCGCCUGGCUGUCUCAGUCAGAAGAA
This is a messenger RNA of Mirounga angustirostris (Northern elephant seal), 5992 nucleotides long. Its product is annotated as protein DDI1 homolog 2. Gene Ontology annotation, molecular function: aspartic-type endopeptidase activity; protein binding. NCBI's taxonomy places the organism in Eukaryota, Metazoa, Chordata, Mammalia, Carnivora, Phocidae. The coding region runs from base 727 to 3381 and encodes 884 amino acids. Gene Ontology annotation, biological process: proteolysis. The transcript has 10 exons. The record is from RefSeq and is a predicted model, not a curated record.